CAAAGCAGGUAUUAAUAUUAAUAUCAUGUGAUGAUGUCAGUAAUGUACCUGCUGAUAUUAGUUCAUUUCUUGUGGUUCACUGGUAUUAGUGCUGUUAGAAAACUGACAAUAUUAACUUAUUCAGAAACAGAGAAGCUGAAAGAGGUGGAUGAUGGAGCAGAGGCUGAAGCCAUCAGUGAACUGAUGAACGUCCUCCUGGAUGAGACGGAGGAAUCCAAUGGCCAGUCUCUGGCAGGAGAAAGUGGGGAGAUCGUGAUGAGUGCCGACGCUGAAGCUGAGGCUGAAGCCUUUAAUGAUUUCCUGACCGUCCUCCUGGAGGAGAUAAGCGACGAGAUCAACCUGCCUCUGGGGAUGCUGAAAGAGGUGGAUGAUGGGGCGGAGGCUGAAGCCAUCAACCAGCUCCUGAACGUCCUCCUGGAUCAGUCAGGGGAAAUGAUCGACCUGCCUCUGGCAGGAGAAAGUGGGGAGAUCGUGAUGAGUGCCGACGCUGAAGCUGAGGCUGAAGCCUUUAAUGAUUUCCUGACCGUCCUCCUGGAGGAGAUAAGCGACGAGAUCAACCUGCCUCUGGAAGAAGUUAAGGCUAAAGCUGUUAUUGAAGGUGAAGCUGAAGUUGAGGCAGAAGGUGAAGUUGAAGCUGAAAUUGAGGCUGAAAGUGAAGCUGAAGGUGAAACUAAAGGUGAAGCUGAAGUUGAGGCUGAAGGUGAAGCUGAAGUUGAGGCUGAAGCUAAAGGUGAAGCUGAAGGAGUUGUUGAAGAAGGAAAGCUGGAUGACACUGAAACAGAGAACAGCACAUCUCUGGAGAGCAAUAAUACAGAGAAGCCUGAAAACACCGGGAAUGGAAAUGAGAAAAAGAAAAGGAGCAGGAGAGGAACACGAGGCAAAGGAAGGAAGAUCAAUUACAAAAAGUUCCAGGACAAUAAAGCAGGACGAUCUGCAGCUGAGGCCGUAGAAAGACCACCAGAAGAUGCAGCAACAGAGAACAGCACACCUCUGGCAGACAAACCCCUGGUGAAAGCGGAUGAAGAAUCUGAGCCUAAAGAGGAAAUCCAACUCCUUGAGACGGAGACCGUUAACGAGCAGCUCCUGAAUGAAGUAAAGGCAAAGAAGAAGGUCAGGAGAGGAACACGAGGAAGAGGGAGAAAAAUCAACUACAAGAAAGUUGAGGACAAAGAAGCUGAACAGAAUGGAGGGAGGAAAGAGCUGACUGACGCCAAAGCAUCAAGAGACCAGCGUGAAUGUCAGACAGAAAGAAAGCCGCAGACACACACACGUGUGUGGACACGCCGUGACCGAGCCUGUGAGUCAGGGUGGAGAGGACCUGCUCACUGCGACCAGAGAGACAGGAGAGUCCCGAGAAGAUCAGCUCAAGAGACGCCAUCACAUGCUGGAGCCUGAUCAAUUAAACACACACACACCACACACCAAGCCCCCAUCCUCUCCUUAAGCCUAACCCUACCACCCCCCUAUUCCCCAAUCCCCAAAUAAUUAUUAACAUUAUUUUUAAAAAAUGAAUAAAAACCCUUUAUACUUUACACUUUACUUUUGUCUGCUUUCUAUGAGCAGUAAUUAUUUCUGCACAUGCACUGAGUAGUCUAAUAGGCAAGUGUCCAGUUUUAAGCUGAUAUUCCAUGUGUGCAGCUUCACUGUAGACUGUGUGCUGGGUGACUGAGGUCUGAGACGAUUCUGUGAGCUUUUCUCAGGCACCGUAACCGCUACAUGUGCUGUGUGUUUGGGAUUUUGUAGCCUGUGAUGAGUUCUGCUCUUCUCACCAAAUCUCUGGACACCAGGCUGAAGCUGACACUA
Molecule: messenger RNA, 1803 nt
Organism: Pangasianodon hypophthalmus (striped catfish)
Lineage: Eukaryota; Metazoa; Chordata; Actinopteri; Siluriformes; Pangasiidae
Product: retinitis pigmentosa 1-like 1 protein
Exons: 10
Coding region: 31-1395 (454 amino acids)
Source: RefSeq, a predicted model, not a curated record